CCUACGAGUCUACGACGCAACUUUCCACGCCUCACACCCGCCACCGCUUUAAAACCAUCUCACUCCUCACACACCACACCCGCACCACACCACAGACGCCCAAGCAACCACUCUACAGCUUAGCCACCGCGAGCGCGGAGCAAGUCGCAGCCAAGAACAAGUCCGGUCUCCAGCGAAGCUUAGCUUGCUGUGCCAGCCAUGCUGUCCAUGGAGUUGCUCCACGCCGUGAUCCCGGAGCAGCAGGACGAGGAGGAGGUGGCGCUCGCUACGAGCAGCAGCGCCACGAGCUGCGAGGAGGGCGGCCACCUGCCGCAGGGGUGGGCCAAGAGGAAGCGGUCGCGCCGCCAGCGGUCGGAGGAGGAGAACCUCGCGCUCUGCCUCCUCAUGCUCUCCCGUGGCGACCACCACCGCGUCCAGGCACCGCCGCCCCUCGCGGUUCCGGCCGCCGCGGAGUUCAAGUGCUCCGUCUGCGGCAAGUCCUUCGGCUCCUACCAGGCGCUCGGAGGCCACAAGACGAGCCACCGGGUCAAACAGCCGACCCAUGCUGCUGCUGCUCCGGCAGUACCCCUCGUGGAGGCCCCCACCCCAAUCACCGCCAUCCCGCCGCCGGCCGACCUCCGUGAGCCGGCCACGUCAUCCACCGCCACGUUCUCCGACGGGGCGGCCGCGAACAGAGUCCACAGGUGCUCCAUCUGCCACAAGGAGUUCCCGACUGGACAGGCGCUCGGCGGGCACAAGAGGAAGCACUACGACGGGGGCGUGGGCGGCGGCGCCUCCACCGAUGUCCUGGCCGCGGCGGCCGCCGAAACAUCCGAGGUGGGGAGCUCCGGCAACGGCAGCUCCGCCCCCCGGGCGUUCGACCUGAACCUCCCGGCCGUGCCGGAGUUCGUGUGGCGGUGCGCCAAGGCCGGCAAGAUGUGGGAGGAAGACGAGGAGGUCCAGAGCCCCCUCGCCUUUAAGAAGCCUCGCCUUCUCAUGACGGCGUGAACAGCCGCGCGGAUCUGAUCCAUCCAAGUUUUUGGUCGAAUACUAUUCGUUCAUUCGUUUGGUGCCAGUACUGUUGUUUAAUUUGUUACUGCUCUUGUACAGAGAGACUGUGAGAUACAUAGCCACAUACACAAUUACACACAGGCCUUCUUCCUCUUCUUGGUUCCUUGUACCAUUGGAAGAGUAUAUUUGUAUCCUUAGCUGCCAGUAUACUGUAGUUCAUACUCAUACAGAGAUGAUUGAUGAACUAGUCCUUUGUAACAUAGACAUAUAUAAAUGGAUUGCAGAUUACAGAA
This is a messenger RNA of Phragmites australis (common reed), 1283 nucleotides long. RefSeq names its product zinc finger protein 1-like. The record is from RefSeq and is a predicted model, not a curated record. Gene Ontology annotation, molecular function: DNA-binding transcription factor activity. Lineage: Eukaryota; Viridiplantae; Streptophyta; Magnoliopsida; Poales; Poaceae. The transcript has a single exon. The coding region runs from base 199 to 987 and encodes 262 amino acids.